CGAAUAUUUCUAGUAUUCGUAUAAUUUUAAUGCUCAAACUUGCAAACUGUGUCGUUAAUAAUUUGUUUCAAUAAUAGAGUCAUUAACAAUAUUUAGAGCAUGUAAUUCAUUAGAAAUCAUUAAAGAGGGCGUGUUUAUGCGCUUGUCAGUCCAUGUUAGCUGUUAGCGAUGAGUUCAUCUAGUCGUCGUUCAAAUUUGAAGAUAUUGGCUGGUGCUGUAGUAUGCGACGAAAGUGUUUUAAAAGGGGACAUCACCAUCGGUCCAAAAACGGUGAUUCAUCCGAAAGCCUAUAUCAUUGCAGAGGCUGGCCCAAUUAUAAUAGGUGAAGGGAACAUUAUUGAAGAAAUGUCAACGAUAGCAAACAGGUUACCACCAGGUGCGCCUGAACCUACAACAGUUCCAGUACAAAUAAUUGGUAGUUAUAAUGUGUUCGAAACAGAUUGUACUUGUGAAGCACUCAAAGUUGGGGAUAACAAUACUUUAGAAAGCAAAGCAUUCGUUGGUCGUAAUGUUGAAUUGACUAAUGGCUGUGUCAUAGGAGCAGCAUGUACAGUAACAGAACCCGAGGUAAUACCUGAAAACACUGUAAUAUAUGGUAGCCAGUGUCAACGUAGAGAAAUGUACGAUAAACCAUACCCUCAGAUAGGUCAACUAGAAUUCUUAUUAAAAUUUUUACCUAAUUAUCACCAUCUUCGAAAACCUAAUGUAAAAGCCACAACAAACGAAAGCGGCAUGUAAUUCUAUUACUAAAUUAUUGCCUGGUUCGGUGAUACGUUUGUAUUAUGAUUCACUUUUAUUGAGAAUAAUUUAUGUUUUUUUAUUUGAUUUAUAUAUUUCAAUUUAUACACAAAAAUACAAGCAUUUAAUAAAUAUUACUAUU
Molecule: messenger RNA, 880 nt
Organism: Colletes gigas
Lineage: Eukaryota; Metazoa; Arthropoda; Insecta; Hymenoptera; Colletidae
Gene: DCTN6-p27
Product: dynactin subunit 6
Exons: 5
Coding region: 169-738 (189 amino acids)
Biological process (GO): mitotic spindle organization
Cellular component (GO): dynactin complex
Molecular function (GO): dynein complex binding
Source: RefSeq, a predicted model, not a curated record